GAUAUCCUUAUUGAUAGUAUGCCUCUGGGCAGUGCUCAUGUUGUCCCUUCCUCGUCCCAGUUGCCAAUCAUGCACCAUCGGCUCAGCCAAUGAGUGCAAAGAGGCAGAAUUUGCUCCUGGAACCAACCUAGCAGGGGAAGGCUUUGACAUCACCAAAAUGAAACGCAAUGGAGCCUUUGUCAUUGACAUGAACGUGUGGAACCGCAAAGACAAGACAUGCACCCUCUGUAAGAAUCCCUAUCUGGAAGGGAAAAAACAGAGGCUUCCUUUGGCUGUGGUGGAUUGGAGACCAAACCACCAGUGUAGUAUGAAAGUGUCCAGUAAACUCCAUCACUCCAGUGAGUCUCUUGUCAGCGCCAGCAGCUCUGCUGUCGAGAAUAACUGGCAGGUCAAUCUAGAGUUAGAGAAGGGAUCAAAAAGUGGGAAGAUGAUGCUCGCUGGAACCAACUCUAAAUUGGCUGAGUACUCCAUGGAGAAAACCAAGAGUGACAAGUUCAGUUUCACAAGCCACGGUGUGUCCUGUGGGUAUUACAGGUAAACAUCAGGUGAACCACACAGCAUGAGCUCAUUUUACCCUUGUGUCUCUGUGAAACCUCAUCUCACAAUUUCCUUUGGGGAUUGUAAAUAAAAGUGUAUUUUUGCAUGUCUGGUAUAUUUCUGUGAUCGUUUCAUUUCGUGAGUGUUUGUCUGUAUCCAUAAAACAUUAACCCCCCUCUCUCUAUCCGGUCAGCCCAAGUUACACAGAUAAUUCAAGACAGCAGUGAAGAAUCUCCCCAAAAUAUAUCAACAAGAAAACAAACAACGUUAUUACAAGCUUAUUGAUAACUUUGGCACCCAUUACAUUACCAAGGUGAGGGAGAGAGAUGGUCAACAUCAAUGUGGUAAAUCAUCAAGGCAAUAGGCACACAAACUAAAGAUCAAAGUUAGGGAUGUUUACCCCUAGAUGUGCAGUUUACUGGCAUCCCUCUGGGAACAUUCAUUACCUUCUACCCUCUCAUCCUGUGUGUAGGUGAGCCUGGGUGGAACGGUGCAGUCUGUGACCAGUAUCAUGCAGUGCCAGGCCAGCCUGCAGGGUCUCAGUGCAGAGGAGGUGAAGAUGUGUCUGGUUGUGGAGCCGUCUGCCAGUGUGGGUGAUGGCAACAGCUUGAAGACUGAGUACAAGCACUGUCAGGAGGAUAAGUCUAAGACAGAGAGCAAGGCCAGCUUCUCCAGUGUCUUCAAUGAUAGGUGGGGAAUUAUAGUCUGCUGCUCAUUCACAUAUAGAUUCUCCCUCGCAACAUUUCUUUAUUUCUGUCUCCCUCUCUCUUCACACUUCCCUAAUCAAUACUCUCCCUUACUGAAAUGUGUACUGCCCCUCACAAAAACCUUCUCCCCCUCUGUCACCCUACAGGUUCACAGAGGUGAAGGGUGGCCACACCACAGAACCAGAACUACUCUUCUCUGCUGAUAAAGAUCCCUCCUCCUACAAGGAAUGGCUGAACUCCCUACCACUCUAUCCGGACAUUGUCUCCUAUUCGCUGGAAUCUCUCCAUGAGUUGCUGCCCACCACCAACCCAGUUCGGAAGCACCUGCGCAAGGCCAUCAGCGACUACAUCCUGGAGAAGGCCUUGUGGAAGAACUGUUCUGAACCCUGUCAAACUGGCAUCAAAAGUGACCACAUAGACUCCUGCGUCUGCAGCUGCCACAACAACCUCAGGGUGAGCGUCGAACUGCUGCCCCACCCGCAAGGGCCUGGCGCGGGUGGUCAUCACUGUUCAGAGAGGGGCCAACUUGUGGGGAGACCACACCACUGCCACUGACGGCUACGUGAAGGUAGCUUUUGCAGGCCAGAUGAUCGGACGCACUACAGUUAUCUACAACAACAAAAAACCCAGCUACUAUAGUUAUCUACAACAACAACAACCCAAGCUGGGCAAUGAGCUAUGACCUGGGAACCGUGGAUCUGUCAACCAGUAAGAAGCUGAGAUUUGAGGUGUGGGACGAGGACGACAAAUGGAACGACGACCUGUUAGGAGAAUGUGAGAAGGAGCUGACAGCCGGGGUGAAGGAGGAUCUCUGCAACCUCCAGCAUGGCCAAAAGUUCUACAAGUGGGAGGCGGUGUGUGCCCCCAGUCUGGGUGGCUCCUCCUGUAUGGACUAUGUGCCCUCCCCCAUGAAUCCCCACCUGGAGAAGGUGUAUGUGUCACGUCUCCUCCCGUUGCUCCCCUCCGGCGCUCUGAUUUGCCGGUCUACUGAGCCACCGGUCUGAGCAUACCACCUCGGCUACACCGGAAUGGAAACCCAAUGCACCCUAAUCACCUCCAGCGCACCUGCACCUCAUCAUCUCAUCACCACCCCUAUUUAUCCCUGGACUGUUCUGGAUGAUGUUGUGUGUGAUUGUUAAGCUUUGUGUCGUUUACUUUAUCUUUGUUAUUUCUCUUGCUCAUUGUUAAGUAAACCUUGACCUUGUUAAUUCCUGCGUUUUCAUCUUGCCUCUUCGUAUACUCAGUACGCGUCACAGUAUGUGUCUCGCCACUCCCGUCUCAUUCCAAAGGACAUGCUGGUGAGUAUGGGAGUGUUGGUGGACGGACCCAAUCUCCAUGCCAACAAGAGCCUCAGUACAGGGAGCAGAGAGUGUGGCAGAUUUUAGAGGUAUGCAUGGUGACCCAUGUCAAAACCCCAGGUAGAUUUCUCCAAUCUUUUCAAUAAAAUAAUAAAAUAAAUGUUUUGGUUGAAAAAUGUUUUGUAUAAUGUGUUUUGUUUUCUAUACUGUAUCUUUGAGUAUUAGUUGCUUGUUUUGUACUUGUUUGUGUUUAUUUACAAGGUAGCUUGCAUUCAAGUAAAAAUGUCUGAAUGAUUGGGUUACUUUAUGCAAAAUAAAAUGCUUAUAGCACAUGUAUGUUUCAAAUGCAAAGUUCUCUGAAGUUAACAAUCAGGCAAUAUGUACAUGUUGAUGCAAGAUGAGCACGUGCAUAGCUGUCCUUUCUUUUUAUGUAAGGUGUUGUAUUGUUACGUUAUGUAUUGUUGCAUUUAGUUUCGUUUUGUCUAAGUGAGAUGCCAGUUGUUUGAAGGCACUGUUGCCUUACUUGAGAGAGGAAGGACUAUGGUUUCCUGUGCACGGAUGAAGUUUAGGUGACGCCAUGCAAAAGACGAACAAAGUGUACUGCCGUGUAGACUGUUCUCUCUGCUACCGCACGGCAAGCGGUACCGGAGCGCAAAGUCUAGGUCCAAAAGGCUUCUUUACAGCUUCUACCCCCAAGCCAUAAAACUGCUGAAAAGCUAAUCAUGGCUACUUGGACUAUUUGCAUUGUUCCCCCCACCCCAUCCCACCCCAUCCCCCUCUUUUACGCUGCUGCUACUCUGUUUAUUAUUUAUGCAUAGUCACUUUAUCUCUACCCACAUGUACAUAUUACCUCAAUUACCUCUGUUCAAUUACUGUUCUUUUAUUUUACUGCCGCUCUUUCAUUAUUAGCUUUUUAUUUUAUUUUAACUUAUCUAUUUUUUCCUUAACACCUUUAAAAAUUUUUUUUUUUUAAAUGUAAUUAAAAAUUUGCAUUGUUGGUUAAGGGAUUGUAAAUAAGCAUUUCACUGUAAGGUCUACACCUGUUGUAUUCGGCGCAUGUGGCAAAUAAAAUUUGAUUCGAUUUGAUAUGACGACAAAACUAUUCCUGUUGUGGAACGUGUGAAGAAAAUGAAGGCCUUUGGGGACACAUUGUCUGUAAUAGCAUCACAGUAACAUAAGAAGUACUAUGUCAUGAACAAACAACACUAGCAUACUGAGGUACUAAGGAAUAGUUUUUCAUACACAUGACGUCUUCCGUAUGUAACAUCCAUCACAAUGCCCCUUAAUAAUGAUCUCAGAAGAAUUCAGGUGUCAGGUUUUGGGAACAUGUCUUUUAAUUUUCUUUUCUUUGGUGUUGAUUUAAACUCAUAGAGCUUCAUUCUUAAAACCCAACCCCCACAUUACAUGUACAAUACAUUUACCAUACCUUUACCAAGGUUAAAAGAAUGAGGAGACUGACAGACAUUAUAUGGUUGCUUUCUGACCUUUAGUGUGAAAUGGAUAUGAACACAAACACACUGGCAACACAAUCUCCAAAAAGAGGCAGGGGGCAUAGAGGAAGAGAGGGGACAGACACACACAACAAUACAAAAGACAGGGACCAUGAAGAAAAAACAGUCAAAUACAGAACAAAAAUGGAAUGGAUAAAAGUAACAACAGACCAAACAACAAACAUCACAAUGAACACAUGAUGGAAUGGAACAAAUAUUCACUUCAAGAAGGCCUCAGAUAAUUGACUUAACCUGGAGAGUCUCCCAGUCGGCCAUUUCAAUAGUUGUCCUAUGAGGUUACCCUAUGGGUAUAACAUGCCAUAAAUGUCAGUGUCUUUAUAUGAGAGACUUGAUGCCAUUGUUUAUUUUUUGAUAGUUCUGAUUGACACAUUCAAAUUAAGCUUGGAGCUAAGGCAGUGGAGUCUCCCUCAAACAUGUUUUAACUUCCUACUACAUUUGGAAAUGAGCAGCCUACAUGGUAGAGUGCGUCAACUGAGAGUGGGCUGGUUAACAUUGUUCCUUCAAAUUUUGUCUGAUAUGGGAACACUUUUUGAAUUACGCUGAACAAAAAUAUAAACGCAACAUGCAACAAUUUCAAAGAUUUUACUGAGUUACAGUUCAUAUAAUGAAAUCAGUCAAUUGAAAUAAAUUCAUUAGGCCCUAAUCUAUGGAUUUCACAUGACUAGGAAUACAGAUAUGCAUCUGUUGGUCUCAGGUACCUUUAAAAAAAAGGUAGGGGCGUGGAUCAGAAAACCAGUAAGUAUCUGGUGUGAGCACCAUUUGCCUCAGUUCAUCAGGCUGUUGAUUGUGGCCUGUGGAAUGUUGUCCCACUCCUCUUCAAUGGCUGUGAGAAGUUGCUGGAUAUUGGUGGGAACUGGAACACGCUGUCAUACACUUAGAUUCUGAGCAUCCCAAACAUGUUCAAUGGGUGACAUGUCUGGUGAGUAUACAGGCCAUGGAAGAACUGGGACAUUUUCAGCUUCCAGGAAUUGUGUACAGAUCCUUGCGACAUUGGGUCGUGCAUCAUCAUGCUGAAACACGAGUUGAUGGCGGCGGAUGAAUGGUACGACAAUGGGCCUCAGGAUCUAGUCACAGUAUCUCUGUGCAUUCAAAUUGCCAUCGAUAAAAUGCAAUUGUGUUCAUUGUCCAUAGCUUAAGCCUGCCCAUACCAUAACCCCAGCACCACUAUGGGGCACUCUGUUCACAACAUUGACAUCAACCCACACAACGCCAUACACGCUGUCAGCCAUCUGCCCAAUACAGUUAAAACUGGGAUUUAUCUGUGAAGAGCACACUUCUCCAGUAUGCCAGGGGCCAUCAAAGGUGAGCGUUUGCCCACUGAAGUUGGUUACGACCACGAACUGCAGUCAGGUCAAGACCCUGGUGAGGACGACAAGCAUGCAGAUGAGCUUCCCUGAGACGGAUUAUGACAUUUUGUGCAGAAAUUCUUCGGUUGUGCAAACACACAGUUUCAUCAGCUGUCUGGGGUGGCUGGUUUCAGACCAUCCCGCAGGUGAAGGAGCCGGAUGUGGAGGUCCUGGGCUGGCGUGGUUACACACGGUCUGCGGUUGGGAGGCCGGUUGGAUGUACUGACAAAUACUCUAAAACGCUCUGGUGGACAUUCCUGCAGUCAGCAUGCCAACUGCACGCUCCCUCAAAACUUGAGACAUUUGUGGCAUUGUGUUGUGUGACAAAACUGCACAUUUUAGAGUGGCCUUUUAUUGUCCCCAGCACAAGGUGCACCUGUGUAAUGAUCAUGCUGUUUAAUCAGCUUCUUGAUAUGCCACACCUGUCAGGUGGAUGGAUUAUCUUGGCAAACGAAUGCUCACUAACAGGGAUGUAAACAAAUUUGUGCCCAAAAUUUGAGAGAAAUACGUUUCUUUUGCAUAUGGAACAUUUCUGGGAUCUUUGAAACAUGAGACCAACAUUUUACAUGUUGCGCUUAUAUUUUAGUUCAGUAUAUACAGUGGGGAGAACAAGUAUUUGAUACACUGCCGAUUUUGCAGGUUUUCCUACUUACAAAGCAUGUAGAGGUCUGUAAUUUUUAUCAUAGGUACACUUCAACUGUGAGAGACGGAAUCUAAAACAAAAAUCCAGAAAAUCACAUUGUAUGAUUUUAAAGUAAUUAAUUUGCAUUUUAUUGCAUGACAUAAGUAUUUUGAUACAUCAGAAAGCAGAACUUAAUAUUUGGUACAGAAACCUUUGUUUGCAAUUACAGAGAUCAUACGUUUCCGUAGGUCUUAACCAGGUUUGCAACACACUGCAGCAGGGAUUUUGGCCCACUCCUCCAUACAGACCUUCUCCAGAUCCUUCAGGUUUCGGGGCUGUCGCUGGGCAAUACGGACUUUCAGCUCCCUCCAAAGAUUUCUAUUGGGUUCAGGUCUGGAGAUGGCUAGGCCACUCCAGGACCUUGAGAUGCUUCUUACGGAGCCAGUCCUUAGUUGCCCUGGCUGUGUGUUUCGGGUCGUUGUCAUGCUGGAAGACCCAGCCACGACCCAUCUUCAAUGCUCUUACUGAGGGAAGGAGGUUGUUGGCCAAGAUCUCGCGAUACAUGGCCCCAUCCAUCCUCCCCUCAAUACGGUGCAGUCGUCCUGUCCCCUUUGCAGAAAAGCAUCCCCAAAGAAUGAUGUUUCCACCUCCAUGCUUCACGGUUGGGAUGGUGUUCUUGGGGUUGUACUCAUCCUUCUUCUUCCUCCAAACACGGCGAGUGGAGUUUAGACCAAAAAGCUCUAUUUUUGUCUCAUCAGACCACAUGACCUUCUCCCAUUCCUCCUCUGGAUCAUCCAGAUGGUCAUUGGCAAACUUCAGAUGGGCCUGGACAUGCGCUGGCUUGAGCAGGGGGACCUUGCGUGCACUGCAGGAUUUUAAUCCAUGACGGCGUAGUGUGUUACUAAUGGUUUUCUUUGAGACUGUGGUCCCAGCUCUCUUCAGGUCAUUGACCAGGUCCUGCCGUGUAGUUCUGGGCUGAUCCCUCACCUUCCUCAUGAUCAUUGAUGCCCCACAAGGUGAGAUCUUGCAUGGAGUCCCAGACCGAGACUUCUUCUAUUUUCUAAUAAUUGCGCCAACAGUUGUUGCCUUCUCACCAAGCUGCUUGCCUAUUGUCCUGUAGCCCAUCCCAGCCUUGUGCAGGUCUACAAUUUUAUCCCUGAUGUCCUUACACAGCUCUCUGGUCUUGGCCAUUGUGGAGAGGUUGGAGUCUGUUUGAUUGAGUGUGUGGACAGGUGUCUUUUAUACAGGUAACGAGUUCAAACAGGUGCAGUUAAUACAGGUAAUGAGUGGAGAACAGGAGGGCUUCUUAAAGAAAAACUAACAGGUCUGUGAGAGCCGGAAUUCUUACUGGUUGGUAGGUAAUCAAAUACUUCUGUCAUGCAAUAAAAUGCAAAUUAAUUACUUAAAAAUCAUACAAUGUGAUUUUCUGGAUUUUUGUUUUAGAUUCCAUCUCUCACAGUUGAAGUGUACCUAUGAUAAAAAUUACAGACCUCUACAUGCUUUGUGAGUAGGAAAACCUGCAAAAUCAGCAGUGUAUCAAAUACUUGUUCUCCCCACUGUAUAAGGGGCUGGACGUGCGGGUGAGAAGCUGGGGUAUAUAAAUUAGUACAAAUGUAUGUAUAAUGGGUGUUUUUUUUAUCUUUACCUUUCCUUUUUAUUUACUUGUUGUUCACUGAUAUAUGUUUGAAGGGUGUUGUCUUGUUCACUGUCUUGUUGUGUGUUAUGUUUUUAUUGUUAUUAGUGUAAUGGUGUAAUGUCAUAUUGACAAAAAAAAUCAUUCUUCCUUCAGUCAGUUAUCCAUGGCCAGCUCAUAUUGCUCUGCCUCUUUUACAGCAACAACCUGAUUAUAUUUGGUCAUUUCAGAACAUACAUGUAGCUUGUUAUAUUGAAUUAGCAGUUAUAUAAUUGAGAAGGUAAAUUCCUUCUUAUAUCACAUCACCCAGGGUUUCCUAGACCUAGUAGGAUAUCAUAUGUUCUCAACAGUUUCAUAUUCUCAACCCACACCACCACUUCAGAGAAAUGACAAAGUAAUAGGUCUGACAGAUGACGGCAGAUAUGAUUAUCAUUUAACUGGAAGACCACUGUUGUAUUUUUCCACUGAGCAGCAGACCAGACCACCACCCCAACCCCUCUUCCGCUCAAUUCUCGCUCUCUGAAACCACAAAAUGUUCUAUUGUGCGCCAGACACUCUUUUGCAUCGUCUAUACUAAGACCAACAUUUGCUCAUCCCCUGUUUGAGUAUGAACACACCUUUUCCUAUAUCACAAAGGAACUUUAAUACGGUACAUUAUUACCCCAGCCUCUCACUCUCACAUCCAUCACAUAGUGGACAGACUGGUCAAAGGUGAGUUUUAAUGCUGUAUAUUCUGUUUUGCUUUUGCAACAUUUUUAUAAAAAGUAAACUUACACAAAUAGUUAUAUGAAUAUGGACUAAAAUAAUAUUUUUGAGUACACAUAUUCUAAUACUUUGAUUUGACUUUAAUAGUAGGCUGCAGUAACACAUUUACUACCACAACGGAUAACAAAAUAAAGAGAAAUUGAACAAAAUAUGCACCAAAAAACUGUACAGUCAAUAAGAGAGUGGCAUUUGAAAUGGAUAGAUAACAAGUGGGAUGAGACUUUUGCUUAUACCAGAUUAUGUAUUUAAUGGUUGAGGGUCAUGACUCGUUUCCAUUGAGGAUUCAAUUCAGGGAAUGAAUAUGAUGACAUGAAACUAGAAUUCAACAAUAACCAUUAUGUAAAUUGGGUAUAUUUAUGUCUAAGUUCCAUGUACACUAGCAUCAAGUUUUCAUACAUUUGUGUAAAAUAUGAGUAAACAUGUGGGUAGAUGAACAAUAUGUGUUAGCUUAUGCUAUGGCCUAUAGGUUACGUUUGCAUGCUGACUGGAAAUAAGUUAUAUCUUGGUUAUCAAUAAUUGUUUACUUCAUUACAAUAAUUACCCUCUAAUUCACAAAUAAUUUGUUUUUGUUUUUUUCAGCAUGAAACAGUGACUUGCAGCUGCCCCUCCCAAACAACUUCUCACCUCAUCCAGGAUGUCCUUAUUGAUAGUAUGCCUCUGGGCAGUGCUCAUGUUGUCCCUUCCUCGUCCCAGUUGCCAAUCAUGCACCAUCGGCUCAGCCAAUGAGUGCAAAGAGGCAGAAUUUGCUCCUGGAACCAACCUAGCAGGGGAAGGCUUUGACAUCACCAAAAUGAAACGCAAAGGAGCCUUUGUCAUUGACAUGAACGUGUGGAAACGCAAAGACAAGACAUGCACCCUCUGUAAGAAUCCCUAUCUGGAAGGGAAAAAACAGAGGCUUCCUUUGGCAGUGGUGGAUUGGAGACCAAACCACCAGUGUAGUAUGAAAGUGUCCAGUAAACUCCAUCGCUCCAGUGAGUCUCUCGUCAGCGCCAGCAGCUCUGCUGUCGAGAAUAACUGGAAGGUCAAUCUAGAGUUAGAGAAGGGAUCAAAAAGUGUGAAGACGAUGCUCGCUGGAACCAACUCCAAAUUGGCUGAGUACUCCAUGGAGAAAACCAAGAGUGACAAGUUCAGUUUCACAAGCCACGGUGUGUCCUGUGGGUAUUACAGGUAAACAUCAGGUGGCCCACACAGCAUGAGCUCAUUUUACCCUUGUGUCUCUGUGAAACCUCAUUUCACAAUUUCCUUUGGGGAUUGUAAAUAAAAGUGUAUUUUUGCAUGUCUGGUAUAUUUCUGUGAUCGUUUCAUUUUAUGAGUGUUUGUCUGUAUCCAUACAACAUUAACCCCCCCUCUCUCUUUUCUCUCUCCACAAAUAGCUACAGAGUAUCCGGCCAGCCCAAGUUACACAGAGAAUUCAAGACAGCAGUGAAGAAUCUCCCCAAAAUAUAUCAACAAGAAAACAAACAACGUUAUUACAAGCUUAUCGAUAACUUUGGCACCCAUUACAUUACCAAGGUGAGGGAGAGAGAUGGUCAACAUCAAUGUGGUAAAUCAUCAAGGCAAUAGGCACACAAACUAAAGAUCAAAGUUAGGGAUGUUUACCCCUAGAUGUGCAGUUUACUGGCAUCCCUCUAGGAACAUUCAUUACCUUCUACCCUCUCAUCCUGUGUGUAGGUGAGCCUGGGUGGAACGGUGCAGUCUGUGACCAGUAUCAUGCAGUGCCAGGCCAGCCUGCAGGGUCUCAGUGCAGAGGAGGUGAAGAUGUGUCUGGAUGUGGAGGCAUCUGCCAGUGUGGGUGAUGGCAACAGCUUGCAGACUGAGUACAAGCACUGUCAGGAGGAUAAGUCUAAGACAGAGAGCAAGGCCAGCUUCUCCAGUGUCUUCAAUGAUAGGUGGGGAAUUAUAGUCUGCUGCUCAUUCACAUAUAGAUUCUCCCUCGCAACAUUUCUUUAUUUCUGUCUCCCUCUCUCUUCACACUUCCCUAAUCAAUACUCUCCCUUACUGAAAUGUGUACUGCCCCUCACAAAAACCUUCUCCCCCUCUGUCACCCUACAGGUUCACAGAGGUGAAGGGUGGCCACACCACAGAACCAGAACUACUCUUCUCUGCUGAUAAAGAUCCCUCCUCCUACAAGGAAUGGCUGAACUCCCUACCACUCUAUCCGGACAUUGUCUCCUAUUCGCUGGAAUCUCUCCAUGAGUUGCUGCCCACCACCAACCCAGUUCGGAAGCACCUGCGCAAGGCCAUCAGCGACUACAUCCUGGAGAAGGCCUUGUGGAAGAACUGUUCUGAACCCUGUCAAACUGGCAUCAAAAGUGACCACACAGACUCCUGCGUCUGCAGCUGCCACAACAACCCCUGGGGUGAGCGUCGACUGCUGCCCCACCCGCAAGGGCCUGGCGCGGGUGGUCAUCACUGUUCAGAGAGGGGCCAACUUGUGGGGAGACCACACCACUGCCACUGACGGCUACGUGAAGGUAGCUUUCGCAGGCCAGAUGAUCGGACGCACUACAGUUAUCUACAACAACAACAACCCAAGCUGGGCAAUGAGCUAUGACCUGGGAACCGUGGAUCUGUCAACCAGUAAGAAGCUGAGAUUUGAGGUGUGGGACGAGGACGACAAAUGGAACGACGACCUGUUAGGAGAAUGUGAGAAGGAGCUGACAGCCGGGGUGAAGGAGGAUCUCUGCAACCUCCAGCAUGGCCAAAUGUUCUACAAGUGGGAGGCGGUGUGUGCCCCCAGUCUGGGUGGCUCCUCCUGUAUGGACUAUGUGCCCUCUCCUAUGAAUCCCCACCUGGAGAAGGUGUAUGUGUCUCGCCACUCCCGUCUCAUUCCAAAGGACAUGCUGGUGAGUAUGGGAGUGUUGGUGGACGGACCCAAUCUCCAUGCCAACAAGAGCCUCAGUACAGGGAGCAGAGAGUGUGGCAGAUUU
Coregonus sp. 'balchen' is the source of this 11349-nucleotide messenger RNA. The record is from the annotation of a GenBank genome assembly. NCBI's taxonomy places the organism in Eukaryota, Metazoa, Chordata, Actinopteri, Salmoniformes, Salmonidae.